CUGCUUGCGACUGGCUGAUUCAAAAGGCAUCCCCAGAAGACAACCCAGGAGCCGCAGCGGGUGUUAGUAUUUGUGAGGAGACCUUUGCGGUGGCCUGUGUCGCGUAGCGGCAGGAGGAUGAGGCCUGGCAGCGGGAUUAGCCUGAGCUUCGUGGCCGAGCAGCGGAUUCGGCAGCUGGAGCAAAAACUGCGAGCUAAAGAAGAGAGAAUAAUUAUGCUGAAAACCGAAAAUGCUCUUCUCUACCUCAAAUUGGCAGAGAGUCAACAAAGAAGUGGGAAUAUCUCACCUGAACAGUCAGAUUAUUUCAAUUUUUGCAGAAAGAAAAAUUUCUAUGAAAGUGCCAAGUCCAUGGUAAUCCAGCUUUACAGAGCUAUACAGAGACUGAAACAAGAUAUGAAGAAUCUCCGUUUGUCCGCUCUUCAGUUUUCAAGAGAUAUCCAGCAUCAGGGCAAAAACUUCUUUUACCAGAUUUUGUCUGCUAUCCAGAGGCUGCAGCUACAUAAUGAAACUAUUGAAAUAUUUCAGACUAAAGCCAUGGAACUUGAACAGUCUUUAUAUGAAGUCAGUGAGAGAUACCAGAAGGAAAAACAAAAGAGAAAAGUACUUCAUAACAGUUUAGUUGAAUUAAGGGGCAACAUCCGAGUACACUGUAGGAUUCGUCCAUUGUUACCAUUUGAUUCUGCUCCUGGAGAGUCAGUCUUAGAAUACAGGCAGAGAAACAUUUCAGAAAAAGUUGUACGUGCAGUUGAUGAUGAAACUGUCAUUGUAAGAUGUAGCCGCCCUGGUCAUGCUUUGAUAAAUAAGACGUUCCAGUAUGAAAGAGUUUAUAGUGGUACUGAUUCACAAGUUGCAGUAUUUACAGAUGUAUCCCCUCUACUUACAUCUCUGCUGGAUGGGUACAAUGUGUGUAUUAUGGCUUAUGGACAGACCGGGAGUGGAAAAACAUAUACUAUGUUGGGACCUCAGCCUGAAGAUAAUGUUGCCUUCCCUGUAGAAGAAGAAUCAGAUUUGGGUAUUAUUCCUAGAGCCACUGAAGAAGUAUUCAGGCUUCUUUCAGAAAAACCACUAGGAAGCCAUUUGGUUGAAGUUUCUGUUGUUGAAGUGUAUAACAAUGAAGUGUUUGAUCUUCUGGCGAAAGACAACUUUGGAAGAUCAAGUGGUGUCAAAAGGGGCAUAAUCACAAAUAAAGAAGGAAAGAGUGAUGUCCCUCUUCUUACCUACGAACCUGUUGAAGAUGCUGAGCAGUUCCUAGAACUAGUUAAUAAGGGACUUCAACUGAGGGUCAAGCAUCCAACACUAGUACAUGCUCAUUCUUCUCGCUCUCAUCUUGUGGUGACUUUGACUUUAACUACAGUUCUUUCAGAGGAUGACUAUGGUAUAUCUUGCUCAGGGGACCCUUCUAGUCAAAGACAAAGUAAAGAACAUUUCUUGACAUCUCCCCACUCAGUGAAAGAUGACACAUCCUCCUUUCCUUCUAGAGCUUCUUCACCAGCCUCUUUUGUCAGUGAAUCCAUGGGAAAACUGAAGCAAAUUAGAACAAAACUUCAACUGGUUGAUUUGGCUGGCAGCGAGUGUGCUGGUAUGUCUGGUGCAACUAGCUCAGUCCUGAGGGAGACUUCCUUUAUUAAUCGGAGCCUGUCUGCUCUAGCAGAUGUACUUGGAGCUAUAUCAGAGCAGCGUCCACAUGUGCCAUAUCGAAACAGCAAACUUACACAUUUGCUACAGGACUCGAUAGGGGGUGAUGCAAAAUUGCUGCUGAUGUUGUGUGUCUCCCCCAGCCAGAAGUACAUAACAGAGUCACUGCAAACCCUUGGAUUUGGGUCUCGCGCACGGCAAGUUCAGAGAGGGCAGCCCAAGAAAAGAAACCCAUUGGCGCUGAGCAAAUCCAAAUAAGACAUAAAGACUCCUGUGGAUUAAAGCAUUAUUAAUGAGUUCCUCAAACUGAAAUGGAUCUUGUUGUCAUAAAAAUGUAAACUGCCAGUUAAAAUAAACAGUCCUCGGUGAAGUCUUGGCAGGCAAUAAACUUGCUAAGCAACAUCUUAGUUCCAAGAACAAUUGCAUGUAUGAACAAAAGGCUACUAGAUAGGAUAAGCAAGGAUGUCUGCUCUUUGAUUUAGGAAGAGCAUCUGGAUAAUCAAAUUUCAAGGAACAAAGCAUUUGGGUGGAGAACUAAAACAGAACUUCUGUGAUUCAAAUUUUGGUUAUAUAAUUUACAAAAUUGAGAACAGGAGACUGCUAGGCAUUCUGUGCUACACAGCAGUGGCAUACUGCAUGUGUGAAAGGCUUAUUUGCAGAUGGAUGUGUUAUUAGAUAGACCUGGUACUUCAGCUUUGGGUUUCUUUUCCCACAGCAUCAGAUUUCCUUUCCCAUUUUCCUGAAACCCGGAGAGUUGCCCAAAACCUGAGUUUGGAGUGUUUCCCAGCUAUCUUAAGCAGGUUUUAGGAGUGUUCAAGGACCUUCUGGGAGAGGGGGAUUGCUCCCUUCCUUCCUUUUUAAAUUCCGAUGACUGGAACUUGAGACAGUCCAGAUAAGAACUGACCAAACAGAACAGGAUAGUGCCUUUUCUUACUUUAGACACUAUACAUUAAUUGAUACUGCCUAGAAUUGCAUUAUUUUUGUUUGCUAUCACAUAACAUUGUUGACCCUUGUUGACUUGUGAUUUCCCCCUUUAAUGCUGAGUUUUGAUCUGGAAUUUUAUUUUAAGUUAUUUUUGGUUUAUGUAAGUUAGUAUUGUCAACAAUUGGCAGCAGCUCUCCAGAGCAGAAAUCUUUCCUAGUUCUGUCUAGAUAUCCCUUGUACUUGCUGGAAGUUGCUGAUCCAAGUGCUAAUCAAAGACAACCCCGCUUAACUUUCAAGAUCAGAUGAAAGUGAGUUGUGUUCAAGCCAACACAUCUGGGGUACCAAGAUGCACCAAGAUGGUUGUUGGUUGUUGAUGGUUUAUGUUUUUAUCACAUUUUGUACAUUUUUUGUUUUAAUUUAUUGUAAUGCAAUGUUUUUUACUAUGCUAUAUUUUAAUUCUGCUGACUGGGCUAGGUCCCCAUGUAAGCUGCCCCGAGUCCCUUUGGGGAGAUAGUGGCGGGAUAUAAGAAUAAAGUUAUUAUUAUUUUGAGGGAUAAAGACAAUUAUGGAUACAUUUCAUUAGUAACAACCUAAUAUGGGUGGUCUUUUUUAUAGAUAGUACUAUCAAGUCAGGUGACAACAACCCUACACGUGUGCAUCUGAUUUUUCCUCUCUUGAGAAUCUUUUAAUUUUUGAUCCCUCUCCCCAAACUGCUAAGGCAAGUAGGGAAUUGUACAGCAUUUUAGAUUUUCUUGGACUAACCAGCAUAAGUUAGUGGCAAGGAAUGCUGACAACAUCUGAAAAAUCCUAUUCCUGUGUUAAAAUUAUUUUGAAUCCCACUUUUGUCUUCUGGGAUAUUUACUAACCCUUCCAGUUGAUGUCAACUUCAAAUUUCUUUAUCCACUGUCAUGCAUUUAAAUGUUGAACAAUCCAAUUUUAUUUUAUUCUUGAACCAGGUAGCUAGUUAAAAUUUCUUUAUCCACAGUCAUGCAUUUAAAUGUUGAACAAUCCAAUUUUAUUUAUGUAUGUAUUUAUUUAUUUACUUACUUAUCUUUCAACCAAAUAUGAGUGACAUAUAAAACAGAUGAUAAUAAAACAGUAUUAGAUGAUUAAAACAGUUUCAAAACAUUACAUAAAAACCAAAGUUAAGAACAUCUGACGUCACUAAAAUGAUAAAAUCUAGGAAAAAGAUACUGAGUAAACCACUUUGGAGAGAGAAUCUUUGUAAAUAGUUUGCCAUUUAUGAAAUAGCAGUUGAAUGUGGAAAAAGAGGUAUCUUUAAAAAUUGUUCUUGAACCAGGUAGCUAGCUCUUAAACCUUGCAAUAAAUCCUAUGAACAAGUCACAAUGAACAAAGGCAAAACUUGAUUUCUGCAAAAACAUGCAGAAGAUUGAGUUGCCCAGUGUGCUUAAAGUCCAUGAGCAGUUCCUGUUCUGGCAUUAUGUCAGAUUUCUAGAGGUCAGAGAUUAAGUUUUGAAAGCAGAACCUUCUGGACCUCCCAUGAGCAACUAUAGUAGAAUUUCUAAUGCAAAACUUGGUAUGUACUCUGUAUCUAUUUGUUAUAGACAUUUUUAUUUGCAUAGUUUAUCUAUGUUGUAGAAGUUAUUUUUUGUGGAAUUUUUAACUGAGCCUUUUUUUAAAGGGAAUAGCAUAUAUGUGUAAACAUAUGUGGCUUACCUUUAGUGUUUCUUCUCAGGUAGAGGUGAUUUAUAUCUCCUAUAUACCUGAGAUACCAGAAGAAAGAGCAAAGACAACUUUACACAGUUUAUUAGUAACAGUUAUACCAGUAAAUAAAUAAAACUUAAGUUUUACCAAAGCAAACUUGGAGGCUAAUGGAAUUGUCAAAAGAUAACAUCCUGAUUUUUUAGAUUGAAAAUUGUGUUGUCGGAAAUUAUGUUGGAGCUGGAUUGGGAAAAGGAUAAUAGCUAGAUAUAAAACAUAGAGUGUGUUUAUGUUGUUUUUAAAUAGUCAAACUGAACUUUUUAUACUUCUUCCCCUCCUUCCACUUCUUCCAUUUCUCCUCCACCUCAUCCUCUUUCUGCUUCUUAUUGCAAUAUCAUAAUUUGCAUUUUAGUAGCAUGAUCAAUUUAGUUUGUAUUUAAAUGACGGUAUGUAUAAUAGUUUGUGCAUUUGGUGCUGCUUGGUGCUGAACAUUAGGAAGAACUUCCUGACUGUGAGAGCUGUUCAGCAGUGGAACUCUCUGCCCCGGAAUGUGGUGGAGGCUCCUUCUUUGGAAGCUUUUAAACAGAGGCUGGAUGGCCAUCUGUCAGGGGUGCUUUGAAUGCAAUAUUCCUGCUUCUUGGCAGGGGGUUGGACUGGAUGGCCCAUGAGGUCUCUUCCAACUCUAUGAUUCUGUGAUUCUACUUUGUACCUCAACUAUGGAAAGAAAGUGAAACAAAAAUCUUAAAAAUAAAAUAAAUAAAAACAGACCCACACAGAGACUUACAUUUUACAGCCCUCCAUGCUUUUGCUAGCAUUCUGUUAAAUUUCAACAGCAGCAAUAAAAACCAGCUUCUUUUAAAAAUAAAGAAAUACUGUAUUUGAGUAAAUUUAUGAUCCUGACAGCAGUUAUGUUAAAAAUGCAGCUUUGGGUUGUAAUGUGAAGAUCAUGUACAACCCCGGACAAAUUAGGGCCACAAUACAUCUACACACAGCCCUGCAAGAUUGCUUAUUCUUGUUUCAGGAGCAGGGUGGUAGAGAAGAGGUUCAGCUCAUUAAAUGUCCUUUGGGUUCUAACAAGUUUACAGGAGAUAUAUUUAGACACUGAAGCAAGAUUAUAGCAAGAUUAGAGGAAGUAUCAUACAUUUAGAUGUUUUAAGAUUAUAAGAGAUGUCAUACAUUUAAGUAGAGUUACAUGUCAGUGGCAUCCUAUAAAAUUAUUACUUCAAAAUCUAAUCCUUCCAAAGUUUUCAGAGACACCUAGCCCGGAAAUAUACUCAUGAAUCUUGGAUGCACUUAAAAGGGGCAGGUCAUUCUCUUAACUCUGAAAAAAUAGCUCUAAAUGUCCAUGUCAUUAAGGCAUUGCCAAAAUGUAUGUUUGUGCCUCUUUCAAAACUAAAAUAAAGUUGUUGUGUAAAUAGAAUCCCUCAUUUUUUUUCCUUCUGUAGUGGACAGAAGGAAAUAAACACAUACAGCUCCUUGAUAUAUUUGGCAAAGAGAAAAGGGACAAUUAAAAGUUUAUCCUGCAAAGAGAGGAAUCGUCUCUCUUAGAGAUUCUGCAUACCAGGAUCUAAAGUGGUUAUUUUCAUUUGGCUCACAAAGUAACCUGGCUGUAAUUUACUUAUCCAAUUUUCUUUUAUCCAAUUUCCUUAAUCCAAUUUAAAGAUAUAAUUGUGUCUUGGAUAAAGGAAAUGAUAUGGAACUUGUGAGAAAUGCUUACAUGUACACAAUUUCUUUAUGUACAGAGUUUUGACCUUUCUCAAUAAAAAAGAAAAGAAAAA
This is a messenger RNA of Anolis sagrei ordinatus, 5999 nucleotides long. It is a transcript of the gene KIF25, whose product is annotated as kinesin family member 25. NCBI's taxonomy places the organism in Eukaryota, Metazoa, Chordata, Lepidosauria, Squamata, Anolidae. Gene Ontology annotation, molecular function: microtubule motor activity; microtubule binding; ATP binding. The record is from RefSeq and is a predicted model, not a curated record. Gene Ontology annotation, cellular component: microtubule cytoskeleton. Gene Ontology annotation, biological process: microtubule-based movement.